Molecule: messenger RNA, 8100 nt
Organism: Archocentrus centrarchus (flier cichlid)
Lineage: Eukaryota; Metazoa; Chordata; Actinopteri; Cichliformes; Cichlidae
Gene: cmtm7
Product: CKLF-like MARVEL transmembrane domain containing 7
Exons: 5
Coding region: 106-582 (158 amino acids)
Cellular component (GO): membrane
Source: RefSeq, a predicted model, not a curated record
CAGUGAGGAGCAGACGGACUGUAACACGUCGGACGGUCGACGGUGACUUUCAGCUGCGGUUAAACUCGUUUAAACGUCUCCUUUUCCGUGUUGUUUACCGGCACCAUGUCGCACACCGUCAUCACUACGACCACAACAAUGACCAGGACAUCCGGGGAGAGCGGCCUGAACCUGGGCUACACCCGGACCAUCCCGGGGCUGCUCAAGAUCGGACAGCUGAUCUCCCUGCUCAUCGCCUUCCUGUGCGUCCGCUGCGCUCGCGGUUGGCCGAGCUGGCCGACUUUCCAGUACUUUGAAGUGGUGACGCUGUGGUUCUUCGUCGCCUUCCUCAUCUUCUUCCUCAUGCACCUGUUCAGGCUGCAGGCGAAGAUGCCUUGCAUCAACUGGCCUCUUACGGAGUUCUUUCAUUACUCUGUGGGAUGUGUCCUCAUUCUCAUCGCCUCCAUCGUCGCCUCGGUGAAGAGCUCUGGAGUUUCGGCACUGGUGGCUGGAUCGGUGUUUGGAUUCAUAGCAACUUUCCUGAUGGCCGUUAAUUUGUGGACAUCUUACAGUGUGGCCUGUGGGCCUCAGUCUGCGGUGUAAAAAGCGAGCCGUCGUGGAGGAACCAGAUGGCUGUGUUGGCAGUUUGCUGUGUCCUGAUCCAUGUUUUCUGCCAAGCAACCACCUGAAUAGAUCGAUCUGAUUGGAUUAUGAAUCAUACUGCAGGGGGAGCACUGAUGGAGGAAGGCUGCCUGAGGCGUAAACAUCCCCGAUCAUCAUGCUCCACCCAGACAGGACAGUAGUUAGUGUUAUUUUUCAUUUCUCAUUGAAUCAGGCCUCUACAGUCACAUUGUCAUGUUAAAGGUGCUCUGUGUCACAUUUUAACCAUCAGUAAUCAUCAUCAGUGAAUGACAGCACGGUGCAAACAGUCACCCGAAGCUGCCGUCUUUACUAGAUUUCCCAUCAUUCCCAUUAUUAUAAAAUGUUUUUAUUUUCUUUAAGCUUUUUUUUUUUAGAGAAGUGUAGGCUCUAAAACAAUAGUGCCCUCUUACUGUUGUGUGCCAUAAAUCAGUUUAAAUGAAGUCUAAAUUUAUGCAGGUCUGACUACAGCCUCGCCUCGCUGUCGCAUUUCCUCGGUGGUUUACAGCACCUGGCUUAUUCUGCUCGAUGCGUUCUUAUUUUUCAAAACAAAUUUCCCUUCAUUCCGACUUUUCUAUUCCACUUUGAAACUUCCUGAAGCUCUGCGGAAGCAGUUCGGACCACGGAUGUAUUAAAAUUACAGUGGUUUUCCUUUAAAAUAUUAGUAAUUCAAAUAUUCUUAUCAUUCAAACAUGAACAAUCUAAUAUUUGUCAAAGAUUUGCAUGCUAAUGUAGUUGUUAGCAUGCUAAAACGUUACUCAGGGGAUACAAAACAACAGCAUGCUAACAAACGACAGCAUGCUAACACAUAAAUGAAGCCAAACAGGUAAACCUAGAAUGUUAACAUGCUAAUAAAGCAAACAACACAAAAACCAUGAAAAAAAUGCCUAAUUUUUCUCCAGAGUAAAAGCACGCAUGCUGGAAAUCUUUACCCUCAGCCUAAAGAGCCGAUGGGUACUGCCGUCAUCCCGCCGGGCGGCUGAGUUUCAACUUUGCAAACACGAUAACUUGAGAGCGACGCAUUGACUUCUAAUCUCGGACGCCUUAGUUCUGAUAAUUAAUGGCGAUCGCAGACAGUGACAGUAUUUUUAGUGGCUUAUAUUUAUUAUGAUUUUUAGUAUUUUUUCAUUCCUGGCUCUUACUCAGCCAUUUGUAAGUGACUGAGGCUCACACGCACCCCAUGAAGAUCUACUGAGACCUGUAAUUAUGUGUUAUAGAGUUUGUGCUUCCAGGGGGAUUCGUGCCACCUAAAGAUACAGCUGCCAGGACACCAAGGGGGACGCUGAGGGGGACACUGGCAGCUGAGAGUAUUUAUUUUUUAUUUUUUUAUUGUCAGAAACCCCCAUGUGCAGAAUUAACCUAUUAUUUAGAUUCUACUGAAAUAACUUCAGUUCAUUUUUGCCUGCUGUAUUUUUCUUAUAAUUUCUUUUUGGGUCAUGUUAAGUUUGUCCCUCAUUUUAAGAGAUUCAAGGAAAUAAAGGGUCCCACAGAUGUUGAACGCUGGGGCAAAACGUGACCUUUUUACAACUGCGUGCAUACAAAUAAGUUAGAGUCCCGCUGGGUUUUUACAACACAAAUUUUAAUGGUUUCAAAAAAACUCUGAUAUAAUAUAUUGACCAGUAUUAGAAUGGUGUUAUAGUUUAUUAACACUGCAAAAAGGAAACUGUAAGAAACUGACAGAAAAUUGUUGAUAAAAAUCUUCAUUUAAUGACAAAAUGAAAACAAUCUUUGAAUUGAUUGAUGUAAUAAUCAGAUUAUGUGAGUAGAAGCGCUGAGCUCAUUCAUUUAUUUUGGUUAUCUAUCUAAAAGAAGUGAUGGGUGCAAAGUUUCCGUGACCCACAGACACCUCUGCAGGAAAUAAACCUGAAAGUUCUCUUCAAGUACGGCUUGAACUGAAUAGUCUGAAGCAAAUGGACCAUUUUAUUUUUUAACCAUAUGCUGUGAGGUGCUUUUAAAGAUUUAGGUCUUUUAUAGGAAGCUCUGAUGUUGAAGAUUACAGUUGCAGACACUGAUGAAUACAUUAUAGGGUUAUGUUGGUGUGCAGGAUUUAUUGACAAUAAGAGAAAUGAAGAACAGCACUAAGAGCGUCAUUCAAACAGUAUUUUCAGUACUGUGUUACAAAGGAAGAAUGUCUCAUUGAUUUUAAUAUUUCAUGGAUAAAAUACUGCUAUGUUUUUCUGAAGUGUGACUCCCAUAAAGCGUCUCAUUAAUUCACCACAGUCAGAGUUUAGAAACGUUUCAGCUGCCACGGGUUCAGUAUGGCAUAAAAUGUUGAAUAUGAUCAUUUUGCUUUCAAGUUUUCAUUCAGCUCUCCUUGGUGCUUAAAAAAACAGACUCUUAGCCAUUUGACUUUAUAAUUCAGUCUGAAUUUUGUAUUUUGUAUUUGUCGUGCACCCAAGAAGCACAUUGGUAAUUAUUUUAAAAGAUGGCAAAAAAAGAGAGAGAGUACAAUAUCCGGAUUAUACUUACAAAGAAAAAUAUAUGGAAACUCUGUCAGGGGAUCGUAUGGAAGAAUCACUGGUGUGGAAAUUCGUCUGUGUGAAUUAAUAAAUUAAUGAAUCAAAACUGAAUCAUAAACUGGAUUUGUAAAACUUUAGUGCAGAUUACCAAAAUAUUCACACAGUUUAAUGAUCAAAAUCAUGAAUUCAUGGAUCAGAAAACAGAUUUCAUUCAAUGAAUUAAUGAUAUGAAUUAAAAUGCACUAAAGAGAUUAAAAGUGAAUAUAUAGAUUAAUGGAGUUGCAUGGAGAGAUGAGGAAAUAUUGGUAAGAAAUAUUAAAGAUCAUUAAUUAUAGACUGUUUGGAGUUAUAAAGAAACUGAUAUGCUAAACUCUGUUUGGGUCAAAUUUUGGAUUUCACAUAAUUGUAAUGCUAAUGAAAGCACAGAGUGAAAACAAUGCUGUAAGUGUUUGGUAUGCUGCACUUAGAGAAGAGCAUUUUAGUCAUUUUACAAUUCUCUGACUGUUAAAGCACAACAUUUCUCUAAUACCUCUCCCAGCCUGUUUAUCUUUGCUUGUUAUAGUAUUCUGAUCACAAUUAUUAAUCUGUGCUUUCAUUUAGUGAGAGCAAACUUUUAUUAAGCUACACACAGCGAUUUCCACAGCCGACGACCCCCACAGCUCUGCAGCUUUAAACCACAUUUAGUAUCUCUGCUCCUUUAGUUCUACAAACAUUUCUGAUGGAUGAAGUUAUGUGGAAAAUGGCGCUUUGACCAACUGGAAAAGACGACAUUAGUGCUACAGCCGCUAGUUUGAGAAAUUAGCCACCUGAUACGGUUUUCUGAAUAUGAAAAUUUGAAUAUGAAGGACUGUUACAAAUCUAGCCGGACAGUUUAAUAGACCUCAAUAGUCUUUAAUAGUCUAGAACCAUCAAAGGUGCUGGUAGGCCAAUGUUAGCCUGUUUUGUCCUUUUAAAUGUGUUUUUAGCUGGAAAACAUUAGCUUCCCGCUAAAUGAUUUCUGCUACAGAGUUAUUGCUAAGGAAACGUGUUCAGUCAUAUUUUGUAUUUGAGUAAAUUAAAACCAUUUCAAAUGCAUAUUAUCAAAUACAUGUUAUUUAGUGGAGAGGGUAGUUCUGUCAUAGCUGUAGCUAACAAGCGUGACUCCUGCUGUAUCACAGUAAGCUUACAGUAAUGAUAAUUAAAGCCAACCCUGCUAACGUGUCUGUGUUUAGAUGAAAACAGCUGGUCAUCUUACUAGUCUUUAAAUAUACUGAUAAUUUAACAAAGUGCCAUUUAUUAUUAGAUUUUUUUUAAAUAUUUUUUUUAUUUAUAAUUCCAGUUUACAGGUUUAUGAAUAAUUUACUGCUGUAAAUUUCUUGGGGAAAAAGCUUUUUAAUUUUUCCACUGAGAAAUCUUUGUAGAACUAAAACUUGUACUCUCUUUAAAUCUGUCAUAACCUUACAAUAAGAAGCCUCUCUGGUGUACUUAGAAAUUUUUCUGCCAUUUGUUGUUUAAAGAAAAAUCUGUAAGGUAUGAACCCAACGUUUGAUCUGCAGCGAUAAUCCUGAGAUUACUGCCUUAAUAUUGAUUAGAUGCCAAAAAUCUUAGUGUGAUGCUUCUGAUUGUGCACUGAAUGUGUCUUAAAUUUCCUCUGAGGUAGCCCAGAGGACCAAAUGAAGGAUUCACAUCUAAUUGGAUUUGAACUGAAUGUUUAACUGGAAGUUCAGGUUUACAGAUUUGUUUCUAAUACAUUUAAAUUCAUAUUAUUGUCUUACUUCAGGUGCAUCUCUUGGAGCCUCUACACACUGUGUGAUAUCAGCGGUCUUAACAGGUUCACUGCUAGAUGGGUCUAUUAAAACCAUGAAUGUGAACCAUCAUGGUUAACUGGUUAAUAUAACACCGUUUGUCACUGGAUCAUUGGUGAAAUGCAUGUAUUAAGCUUAACCCUAGAACACUAACCUGAAGUUUAUCACUUUCACUUUCACGUUGGUGGAAAAACACCCGGUGUUACUGUUCUAGGGAUUUUUAGCAUUAGAUGGUGCUGAAUUGUAAAAAGCAUAAUUAGGUUGGGGUGGCAUGGUGGCACAGUGGUUAGCACCGUUUCCUCACUGCAUGAAGGUUCAAAUCCACUGUCCUGUUGGAGUUUGAUGUUCUCCCCGUGUCUAUGUGGGCUCUCUCUGGGCUUCCUCCCUCAGUCCAAAGAAUACGUGGGGUUGGGUUAAAUGGUGUUUCUAAAUUAGCUGGUGACCUGGCCAGGGUGCUGGGUCUACUUCUGCGGGGUUUAAAUGAUCGUGUGAAAAUGCAGCAAAUCUGAGUUCCUCAAAAGUUUCUCACUUCUGCUGUGAAAAUGCAGUUUAAUGUGGACCUGGUCUGACCUAGUUUCUCGGGUGGGUCUCAGCAAAUAUAAUGCUGUUUUCUCAGCAGCCUCUGAAAGGUGUCCCGCGGUGCGCUGGCUGUGGCAGCAUCAGGAAUAACGGUCCUGUUCUGAGACCUGGUUCAGGUUUUAGUCUGCAUUAAGCUGGAGGGAGCAGAAGUGACGUCCCUCUGGAACCUUUGUGUUCUUCCACUUCUGCUCGCUUUGUUUGGUUCAGGGACUAACUGAGAGGUUUGGGGUUCAAACAUGCCCCUUCACAGCAGUAACAUUACUUACUGACUCACUGCCGUACCUGAGACAACAGGCCAUAGACUCCUGACAGCCAAAGACCUCUUUACCUGAGACAGCCCAAAGUCACACACUGUGUACGGGUCUUCAGUUUUACACCCAUUAAUGUCACCGCUCUUCAUAAGCUAAACUUUAUUUCAUGUUGCGAUGCUCCAAGAUGUUCACUCGCUGUGUAUUUGCUGCUUCACUGUGCUGCCUUUUUGAUUUGUGUCUGGACCAGCUUGAUUUGUAAGAGUUUUAUUUUCAUAUGUGAUGCACUGAUAAAACUUCUAAUAUGCUAAACUGACUUUAGCAGGCAGUUAAAUGAUCUUCAACAAUGUUCAUCACUUAAUGGACAUCUAUAGACAAACAGAAAUUAAAAUCUAUAAGAUUCACAUUUGAUUUUUCUAUUAUUUGUAUUGUUAAACUUUUUGUAAAGCUAUGUUUUCCGAUCAGUGUUCAGUUUUGGAUCAAAUUCAGACAUUUUUAUUGGCCCGUGUCCUUUUUUUAAACCCUAAAACUCGGGUUUAUAGUUCUGUGUGGAGGUUUUGCAUGGAUCCAGAACUAAUGUGUAAAGAAGUCAGAGUUUGGGCCUUUAUAUCAGUUUCCUGAAGGACCUUUGAACUGUUUACAGUCAUUUUCUUGCCACAAGAACUCUGAUCAUUGUGACUGAUUCUGGCUCUAGGAUAGACAAAAACCAUACUGUUUACAUUAUUUAUUUUUGCUUGUGUGUAUUUUCUGAUGCUUAAUGAUGCUUUUCUCACCAAUGCAAAGUGACCUGAUGUACGGCUGCGUGCCCACUGGGAGACAAACAUUGAUGAGAAUGGUUGGCAGUUAACCUUGAAUCAGGACCAACUACUAAUACAGCUACAGUCAGGUUUUAGUUACUGUGCUUCUCAUUAAAUUUGCUAUGGGGAGAAUACAGAAAAUGGGCAGCGAGACUGACAAAUUACAGUCUGAAGACCUCGUUUCAGGGAGCAAUAAGCUACAUUUUUCCUGACUUGUAGUGCACCCAGUCCAUAUCCAGGCCAAGAUUUGUUUAUACCAAUUUCUGCCAUCCGGUUUAGUGGAAAGCAACCAAAGCUCAGUCACAAUUGGCCAAUAACACCUGGAGGCUUCUGGUAGAAAAAUGUUGUCUCUUCUCUGCUGAUGUCACAUAUUCAUAUACAGAAUGUGUUCAUAGGAAUUCAGUUUGAUUCAGAAAGCUUUUUUCAAAAUCAAUAUGAACUUCAUCACAUUAAGAAAUAAUCUACAGCCUGUUUUGACUUUACUGGAGAAGACUCAGAGUAACUGCCUGAAGUCUGUAGUUUUACACACUAAAACAUUUCAGUCCAAGUACAGAAACUUUUAGUCCCAGGAUCCAUUUUUCAUGGUGCAAAAACAUUUGUUCAAACUGCCGAUUGUCUGUGUUUCUGCUACAGUUGAAGUAUUACAUAGAAUAUCAGUCAGCUCAUGUGGUAAAAACAUGCUGUUUUUUUAUUUUGUUAAUACAUACAGACUUUAAAAAAUUCCCUUUGAACUGACCUGAGAUCCUGGUUCCUGCUGUGGAAACACCAAGUUCCUCUAAGGGUUCCUAGAUCCUGGUGAAAAGACUGUAAUGAACUUUGAAUGUUUAAAUCAUGGUACACGAUCCAAAACCAAGAAAAGAUUAUUUCUUUCCUUUUUUGCAAAUCUAGAUGAAUCUCCAAAAAGAUUUUCAGCACUAAAGAAAAUUUUUAUUAUUUUUUGACGACAGCUGAUUCAAAGGUCAGGAAAUAAAAGUCAUCCACUUUUAUCUUCAUUCUUUAUCUGGAGAUCAUAUUAUUAUUAUUUACAUUAAAAGCUGCUUAAAAAUGUGCAUUUUUAAAUUUCUUCCCGUAACAAAUUUCCUGAGUUCCUGAUUGAGUUGCUUUUGGUCUCCGUUCACUGUUCUAGAUCAGGACGAGGAAAAGCUGUCAAAUGAAAAACAAAACAAACCACAGUGUGAGGAACCCAGUGGAAACGGUCACCCUGGUAGUUUAGAUUAUUUAGUUUUUCUCCAAAGUGCCUUAAUGUUCUGUUGGUGUAUAAACUGGUCACUUGGUUUCUGUGAGAACAAACUGAAGAACGUGGAACCAUAUUCAGCGUGAGGUUGAGGCUGGUCUUAAAGUUUGUGCUGCUGAGGUGAAGAAAUGAAGUGAUUGUAUUAUAUAUUACAGAAGAAAAGAUGUCUACAGUAUAUAAGACACAUCACAAAGAGCUCACGUGACCCGAGUUGUUUUCUACAUUUUUAAAGUGUGUUUAAACUACAAGUUGUGAUUUAUUGCAUGUUGUGAAUUAAAGGCUCAUUGCACCAUUUCUGUCUUUGUGCUGUUUCAUAGACCAUAAUGAACAAUACAUGAACAUGCCAUAAAAGAAUAUAAUAAAUACAUGAGGAGCAUGUAG